UUGGCCAUAACCAUUGAACUUCCCCACGUUGGCGAGUCGGUAGUCGAAGGCACCAUUGGCAAAUGGCUAAAGCAACCCGGAGACUCCGUACGUCGCUACGAACCGCUGGUGGAGGUCAUUACCGACAAGGUAACCAUGGAGGUGCCCUCCCCCGUGGAGGGUGAGCUGCUCCGGGUACUCGCCGCCGAGGGUGAGACCCUGCCGAUGGGCGCCCCCAUCGCCGAAGUCGGCGACCCCGGCGAAACUCCAUCAACGGACACUCCGGCUGCAACCCAUGCCUCCGCUCCUGCGGCCACUACCGCUCCGGCGGCGUCUGUGGACACCACCGGCUACCUGAUGCGCAACAUCACCCCCGUCGGCCCCACAGGCGGUGCCGCAGUCGAAGUCGCCGAGCCGAUGGUGGGCGUUGGGGUCCAGCACGCCCCGCCUGCAGCUCCAGCAAUCCCCGCACCAGUUCCCGCUGCAUCUCCCGUCGCGCCCGCCCAGGUCGCGCCCUCCCCGAGAGACGGCAGCCUGCGCCUGUCGCCUGCCGUCCGCCGCCUUGCCCGCGAACACUCCGUAGAGUUGGGCCUCAUCCAGGGCACCGGCAUGGGUGGCCGCAUCACCCGCGACGACGUCCUGAGGUUCUUAGCCGAACCACAUCCAGCGCCAGCAUCUGCUCUGGCCGCUGCUCAGACAACGCCGCUGGCUUCGGACAGGACACCAGCUCCCGCAGUGGCCGGUCCCGACGAAGAGCGCGUGCCCCUCACCCCCGUGCGCCGCAUGAUCGCGGAGGCGAUGGUUCGCAGCGUAACCGAAAUUCCCCAUGCCUGGAGCGUUAAGGAAGUCGAUGUGACCGGCCUCGUUGCCCUGCGCCAGAGCGUCCGGUCGGGCUUCGACCAGCAGGAAGGCGUGUCCCUCACCUUCAUGCCCUUCGUCAUCCGCGCGGUGGUGGAGGCGUUGCGACAGGUUCCCACGAUGAAUGCCACCUGGGGCGGCGACUCCAUCGUUCUGAAACGUCGCAUCAACCUUGGGCUGGCGGUCGCCGCUCCCAACGGGCUGAUCGUGCCUGUGAUCCACAACGCGGACCGGCUGACCAUAUCCGGCCUCGCCCACGCCGUCGCCGAUAUUACCGAACGCGCCCGCUCCAAUCGCCUCGCCCUGGACGAUGUGCAGGGCGGCACCUUCACUCUCAACAACACGGGUGCCCUUGGCGGCUCGCUGGUCUCCGGCCCGAUAAUCAACUACCCCCAGGCCGGCAUUAUGACGACCGAGAGCAUCGAGAAACGGCCGGUAGUCCGCGACGACGCCAUCGCCAUCCGAUCCAUGAUGAACAUCUGCCUUGCCUUCGAUCACCGCAUCAACGACGGCGCCGAGGCCAGCGGAUUCUUGGAGGCGGUCAAGGCGCGGCUGGAGUCCUUCGGCCCCGACUCUUCCAUCUACUAG
Messenger RNA from Geodia barretti, 1425 nucleotides. Lineage: Eukaryota; Metazoa; Porifera; Demospongiae; Tetractinellida; Geodiidae. The record is from the annotation of a GenBank genome assembly.